GCUGUUGCUGCUAAACAGUGUUUUGAAUUCUUCUAUACAAGGUGACACGUGCGGACAAAUACAUCCAUAUCUAUCGGCACGUACCAAUCAAAUUUUGUCCCAUUCGAAAUAUCUUCGUUGCAAUAAAUCCUCUCUUUUUUAUUUGUGGAUACACAGCUCUGCUUUUGUGUAGUGAAAAUUGUAUAUGAGGUCUCCGGCAGACGGCUGGAAUGCAGUCAGCUCUAAGUACUGAAUUGCAGCGACUGUGGCUUGACGCACGAUGCACGCCGCCAUCCUCAGCGCAGCACGUGGAGAAGGUGAGCGCAUUUCUCUCUGUGUUUGUGAGCUGCUUUGCAGGACGCAAGUCAGCGGCCUUUAAAGUUUUGUUUGGCGAUGGGGCAGAUUUAGUGAUGCUUCUUUGCAGGGACUAUGCCACCCUCGCUCGACAGCUGAGCCAGGAAAGCUAUCCAAUGCCCCCUGCUGCGCCAACACUCUCUACGUUGCAGCUAUUUGCGCAGGCGCUGCGGUUGCUGAUCAACGACGAAUCACUGCCAAGCACGGAGGUGGGGCGCCUGGCGAGCGCGUACGAGGCGUACGGCAAGUUCAACGUGGUUGCCCUCUCCCUCGUGAUUCACGAGCGCUUCCUCGUUUUCAUCCGUGCAGCAAGGGUGGAAGAUCCAAUGCUAAAUGUUGUUGCGCAAACUGACGCUUUGCUGUUGCAACUGGUUGACUGCGUUCUCUCCUGUCGAAGCCGGGAGCUGAACCGGCACUCUGUGCUGGAGGCGACCAUCGCGGAGCGUGUAUUUGGUGUCGCCGCGACCGCCGCCGCCUAUUUCGAGACGCCGUCAGCGGCCGGCGUUGACGCGACGGAGUCGAGUGGUCGAAUCCUGCACCAGCAGCUGCCCAACGUCCUCAACGCGGACGUCGCCAACCAAACGCUGCACAAACUCGAAGACGCGCUUGUCUCGUCGCAGCGACGCGUCGCUGGUGCGGUGGUUGCGCUGUACGCCCUCAAGUGCUUCGCUUGCCUGCUGGAGAACAUCCUGUAUGUGAAGCAGCUUGUUGGCUGCUCCCCUGUGGAAACCGUAAGCUUCGACAUCGUUACCGCGACGGUGCUCAACUUCGAGAAGGAGGUUGAUGCAGAGGGGCUACCGGCGUUUCGACGGAUUGCCGGGUGCAUUCGUUUCCUCGCCCUGGCCGAACGCCCCGACCUCUCUGCUCGCAAACUAGCGUCUCCUGUGUCCAACCUGAGCAGCAGCCUCCUUCGCAUGCUCCCCGCCUCUGUCAGCAAGGUGCAGCAACGCAUUGUGGACUCGUGGACGGGGGGUGAUCAGCGAGAGAUGCCGCAAAGAAUUCACUGCGACGGCGCCGUCGACUCCCUUGCCCGCUUGUUUGUCCUCAGCAGCACGCUCCAAAUGUCAGAGCUGUACGGGCAGCAACUGUUUCAGCUCCUCUCCAUGAGGGGCGUGCCCUCAGCGGCUCUCAGGUUUACGCUGUCCAUUUGUGCGGAGAGUGCCGCCACGUUUGAGCCGGAGAAACUGCGAUCUCUCUUGAGUUUUGUCGGCACGCUGCCAUGCAAAAGUGAAGUGGGCGACUUUCUCCAGGCCAUCGUGACGCAGCUGGGCGGCAGUCGCUUUGGCCAACCGGAGCAGCGGCGCGCCGUGAUUGAGUUCUUCAUUGACUGGUGCCCCAAGGCGGAGAGCCACAUUACCGUGGCACUGGCGUUGGGCGUGGUGCAGGCCGCCGUGCAGUGCAUGGUCGGUCUUGCCAAGGAUCCACAGGGCAGCGCGCUGGACAUCUACGCGGAGCGCUUUUCUGUGCUGUGCAAGGUGGUCGUGUCCGCGAAGACCGCGGCCCGCUGCCUCGUGGGCGACAACUUCUGCGAGUUGCUGCUGCAGGUCAUGCUUGCCUCCUUGAAUGCCGGGGAGGCCCACACCGCCGUGCUGCUGCGCGAUGCUUUCGUUGCUUUGGUGCUCAAAACUGAACUGUUCUGCGACACGCUGCUGGGGCAAAUCGCCGCUGCCACCAACAGUAGCCCGUGGGCGUCGUCGGCGACGCCACUUCUGUCGACGUUGGUGCUGCUGAUCCACUCAUGGGGGCGACACCACCGCGCCUCCCUGCCGCACAACUCCAUCGAGCUGUGUCUCUCCUUGACGCAGCAGGUGGUGAGCAGCAGUCUUCACCCAGCUGUAGACCGGCACCUGAUCGGGUGCUGUCUGAGCCUGUUGCUGGUGGUGGUGAACUACAGCGAUGUAUGGGAACUGGUGGAGCACACCGUCGGCUCGCUCCCUGUCUCGUGCGAGCACGUGCAGGGCUUGCUGGACCUCAGCACUGGCGUGUACCGGUCCAAUGACAACCUCACCGUCGCCGAGGGCUACUUCACGGACCCGGUCGAGUCUACCGAGUUGUGGUCGGCACCGCACUUUGCUCAUUUUGGCCCGUUUGCCGUCAUGAGGGAGCCGUACUGCGAGAUGGUGUAUCCGGUGAAGCUGCUCGUGCGCAUGGCCGGCACUCUCCUCACGGAGCAGCACGCCGACGCCGCGAACGCCGUGGACGCCGUGGAGUAUUUGCUGCUGCACUCCGGCGUGACGGUGCCGAGCGCCUUUUUGGUGGACUUCAUCGCAACGUGGGAGCGCUUUUCGUGGCUGCGCUGCGUGUCGAACGUGUCGGACCGGAAACUGCUGCCCUUUUUCUUUGCCCCCUCUCAGGAGGCAACGGCGAUAGUAAAGUGCCAGCAGCGGUGGUUAGAGGCGCUGAGGUCUUCCAGCAACGUGGAGGGACAAGACGGCACCUCCUUUGGCGACUACAUCCACUUCGGCGACGGCGGCGGCGCCAGCGGGUCCAUCACGUGCGGCGGGGACGUGUGGCCGCCGGUAGACGCCUAUGCGACGGGCAUGUGGGUCUUCGUCGGCCCCGUCACGCUCUCGGGGCGGCAGGAGGGAAAGGUGGUGCUGUGGCAAGUCGACUGGGACGCAGCCGGGAAGCACUUCUGCGUCUCCCUCGUGGCCCACACGCAGCGCAAGUGUUGCCUGUACAGCUGCGACUUUGACGGGGACGGGACGGUGGUGGAGUUGCCGAUGCUGCCGGAGGAACAGUGGGUUCACGUUGCUACCACACACAGCCGCGGAAGGGUGUUUGCGUCGCAACUGAAGGUGUUCGUGAACGGCGUGGAGGUGAGGCGCUGCGGGUGCCCGUACCCGGCGUCCGGCCUCCAAACCGCCGCCGCCGUGGCCAGCUCGAUUCCGGCGCUGCUGAAUCGCGAAGUGAGUGUCACCGUCGGCUCUCCGCGCGACACGCCAAACAACAACGCCACGCUGCGCGUCAUCAGCUUCGAGCUCUACGGAUGCAGCACCUCUUCCAAGCAAAUCAUGUCCAUGUACGCGAUGGGCCCCUACCACUCGAGCCAGGCGUGGGACGGCGUUGGCCGGCACCAGUGCGAUUUGCGCGUUGCGUCGCUCAGCGACGAGACGGUCCGCUGCCUCGCGGCGCAUCUCCAGUCGGCGUCUCUCGAGGCGGUCGUGCGGGAUCAGUGCGUCGAGCUGGUGCUGCCCCCGGUUCAAGUCCUCGUGAGCAUCCACGCCUCCGCGAUGGGCCAGGUUAGCAAGACUCUUGACUACCUGAACAACAAACAAUGGUCACUGCGUAACAUGGCAGCGGCGAAUGCGGAGUCGUCGUUUUCUUUGCACGGUUACUAUCGACCUCCGCGCGGCACACACACCAACAGCGUGGACGCGCUUCUGUGCAAUGGUGCCUUUUAUAUGUGGCUGCGCUGGAUGGCGUGGGUGGCGAGGGAGUCGCAGGAGGUUUCGUCCGCAGAAGGCGAAAAGUGCACCGGUGCAGCCGUGCGCCAAGUCGCGUACCACUUGGUUCAAAUUUUGAGCCUCAGCAACAAGCAAACAGACUUGCUGCCGCUAAGCUGGCGGCGCUUCGCUGCCCAGUUCUCCGAGCAUGUCUCCCAUCAACCUCGGAUCUACCUGCACGACCCCACCUCCAUAACGUUGCUGCUGCACGUGUGCGUCAAGACGCUUGUGUACCGUGACAAGAAUCAGCGUCGCACAGAGGCUACGCUGCUCGCGAAUAGUCUACUAUUGGAACACAUUUUCUUCGACUGGAAGCUGCUAGGCAACUUGCCACAGGACUGCUGGCUGAUCGUUAUGACAACACUGCGGCAGCUUGUCGCUCCCUCCAACGCCUUGGCUGCCUUCAACACGGUGCGACUCCUCACAGCGGACUUUAUCAACGGCUUCGUGAUUGGGCUUCUGCGGGAGUACGUGGCGUUUCCUCGAUUGCUGGCUGCGGUGGAGUUGAUGAAGGCGGUCCUGCUCACAGGCCAGGCGACGGAGGAGCUGAUGGAGCGGCUGUUGACGACGUGCCUACUGACGGUGCCGUGUCGAGCGGGACCGGAGAGCAGUGUCAGCACCCUCGAGAGCCACCUCGGCAGCGUGCUUUCGGUCACGUCGCUGGCGUACAUCGUUCUGGUGCGCAACAUGUUGCUGCGGUGCCUCAACGAGGUCCUGGAGACGACUCUCAGCGAUGGCAACACCGCCUUCCUCUCCGCCUUCGUGGCCACCGUACCGGACUGGUGGUUCUCAGCGAUGCUGUCCGCCAACUCGCACCCCAUCUCGGCGACGCUGUCGCUGCGGCUGCUCGUCCUCUGCUUUCUCAAUUCCAAGGCAUUCCGCGAGGGUAUGACGGUCACGAGGGCCACGUGCAUGGCCCAGGCGAUGGAGCCGCAUUGCCACCAGCGAGAGUUGAUGGACGUCCUCGUGCACGGCUACAUGGGGCACUUGUGGCCGGUCAGCUCCUCGCACGCGGCGUACAGCACCGUCGCCUGGAGCGGUAGGACAGAGAUGGAGGGGCUGCUGGUGCUCGUGCUGCACCUCCUGAAAUCGCAAUGUCAGCUCCUGCUCCGCGGGGCGGCGGUUCUAUCGGAGGAGGGCACCGUCCGCGGCUACUUCAGCGGCGCCGCUACGGAGGUGGGCUGCACCGCGGCGAACCGCAGCGUGAGGGCGCGUCAGCAGUGGCGGCGUGCCGGCGAUGUCCUCCGCGCCCUUCGUCGGCUGCGCACCGCGGCGGAAAGCGGCAAGCAGCGCGAGGUGGUCAACGCCUCUUGCGCGGAGCCCUCGGCAUCGUUCACGCCAUCGCCGGAGGCGCUGAAGAGUUCGAUCUGCGAGGUGAUGGAGUGGCUCACGCUGUCCUAUCGCCUCUCCAACGCGUUGCGCAAGUCGCUCUAUCGCAGCAACAGCCCCAGCAACCUCAUAGAUCUACUCAUGUGGCCCGUGUUGGUGGCUCUGCGCGCGAAGGAACCGGUGGCUGCCGCGGCGAGUGCCGCCAACGCCGCUUCGGUUGCAGACCCAGAUGGCUCGCCCAUGAAGGAGAGCAGCAAGGGCUCCAGCGGCCCUUCCAGCGAGCUGGAUGAGGCGGACGAGUGGGAGGUUCUGCCAGACCCGUCGACGUUUGAAACGCGCAGCUUCGGGCUCGAUGCGAUGGGGCCGGCGGACGGCAUGGACGGCGUGUACGACGCGUGCAAGUCGUUCUUUCUCACCCACGCCGCCUCCCGUGCGGCGACGACGGAUAUUUUGGCCCUGGCGCGCAGUCACACAAAGGUGAGCAAGUACGUCCUCGCUCUCCACCGUGCGCUCUCCACCGAGGUGAAGGGCAUCGGCAGCCAAUCGGAAGACAUCCGCCAAGCAUUUCUGUGCUUCGUGUGGUUGAAGGCCUCGGAGCAGUGUAUCGACCGCAUCUCCGACUUCAGCGCCGGUCCUGUGAAGCGUAACGCGUUGGAGCUCGGGAAGUAUGCGCUGGACCGGCUCGUGAGCGGCUCUGCGGUGCCGCCCAACGGCGUUGCGGGGUUUUACCGCUUCCUCCUCGCCCGUGUGGAGGGCGAUGGCGAGGUGAUGAAGCAGAGUCGCACCGCCAUCUUCGAGUGGUUCAUGUACAUCACCAGCGCCUCCUUCUACAAGUUGGAGGCGACAAAAGUGGGGGCUGUGGUGGACAUUGUUUACAACUGUGUCGACACGCUCUUCUCCUCUCCCAUGCCAGCCACCGAGCUGCUCAAGACGGUGGUGGCGCGCAUGCUGCAGGUGACGGUGUGCCUGUGGAACGGUGUAGCCGACGAUGCACACCCCUCCAUCAAGAAGAUGGCCACGCUGUGGAAAGCGGUUUUGACAGCGAACCAGAGCAACGGCUCCUUGGCGUCGCUCUUCUGCACGACGACGCCACCGAUGGACCUGUUUCGCGGCGGCUUUGACCGGCUGCUGUCUGUCUCGUCGACCACGGACGACUUCGCGGCGUGGCUGCGGCAGCAUCGCUCCGAGACGGUCCAGCUGCUGCAGACGUACGGGGGCGUGUCGUACACGUUUUUGAUGGCGAACGGCGUGGAGUACCUGCGGUUCAUCACGCGCUACACGGCGGCUUCGGUGGCUGACGGGGAUCGGCAACGGCGCCACGUCUCAUUGCUCGCCACGUCGCAACGCCUGCUGUGGACGGGGAUGUACGCGACGACGACGUUCGUGGACCGGGCGCUGCUGACCUGCGCGGCGAGUCGCUACCCGAACUGCUACGUCCUCAACGGUGGUGCUGCAGCGAUGGACGAGACAGACGACGUGUGCAGCGAGUGGUUGCUCAACUGCAGCGGCGCGGUGGGGAAGUGCCGGCGGUACGUCUCGGAGCGCGUCGAGGAGGUGGCCAGCGACCCUCUCAACUUUUACAUCCGCUACGCACCUCCAAUGUGUCUGCCGCUGUCUCGGCGGGAGCCGCAGAGUUCGACGGUGGUGCUGCAGACGAAUGCGCGGGCGGUGGUGGCGAAGGUCGCAGGCCACGGCUCCGGCGGUGCGAUUCUGUUCGUGUGCAACGCGUACCUGGUCGUGGGGACGGAGAGCUACAUCUGCACGACUUUGUUGACGCCGGAGGAGCUUAUCAUUGUCACCUGCAGCGCCGUCACACCCGCCGGUGACUUCUUCGUGGAGCAGGUGCGUGUCCACAGCGCGGUGCAGCGGUCAAGUGCGAAGUCGUCUCUCCUCCAGCAGGCUCUUCGCCUCUUCACGUCGGGACAGGGCAGAGGCCCCGGCAGCACCUCCUCACAGGCAGCGUUCCGUUACUCGCAGUACUACCGUCAGCUGCAGACGGAGUCCGCGAAAGGCAGCACCGCGCUGGUGUGGCGCUUCCCGCUUGGCAUCAUCACCUCCGUACACCAACGGCUUUUCCAGCACCUCUCCGCCGGCCUCGAGUUUGUGAUGGAAUCGGGCGAGUGCGUCUUCCUUGUGCUGCUGGACGACGAGCUGUCCUUCUCGAAGGCGUCGCGUGAUCAGCUCUUCUCGUACUUCGAUAGCGACUUCGACCCCAUCAUCGCCGGCAUCUCCGCGCGAUCCUUCGCCGAGAAGCAGUGGGCGCUGGCGGUGUGGACGCGGCGGUGGGUGCGGCGUGAGUGCAGCAACUACACGUAUCUCUGCGUCCUCAACGACGCGGCCUCGCGCUCCGUGGCCUACUUGGGCCAGUACCCGGUGAUGCCGUGGACGCUGUGCAGCUACUCGGCAAGCACGUUGGACCUCGGAGACGCCGGCGCCUACCGCGACCUGAGCAAGCCUGUGGGGGCGUUGAAUGAGGUGAAGGCGAAGCAGCUGCAGAAGCGGUACGCAGAGUGGAUUUCAGCAGACGUCGCGACGGACCCGCCCUACCACUAUGGCACCCAUUACAGCACCGCCGCCAUCGUGCUUUACUUUCUCGUUCGCCUGCAGCCCUUCACGGCCCGCUCCAUUCGCUUCCAGGGCGGCAAGCUCGACAUCGCGGACCGCCUCUUCCACAGCGUCGCGGAGGCGUGGGUGAAUUGCAGCGGGCGAGGCAGCGGCGAUGUGAAGGAGCUCAUCCCGGAGUUCUUUCGUGUGCCGGCCUUCCUGCAGAACAAAAAUGGUAUCGCCCUUGGCACUUGCAGCGACGGUGAGACCCUCGGUGACGUCGUGUUGCCUCCCUGGUGCGGCGGCAGCGCUCUCGCCUUUGUCUACAUGAACGCGCUGUCCCUGGAGAGCGAGGUGGUCAGCGGGCAGCUGCACAAGUGGAUCGACCUCAUCUUUGGCUACAAGCAGGUGGGCCCGGCCGCUGUGGAGGCCAUCAAUGUUUUUAGCCCCCUGUCCUACAAGGAGGGCGUCGACCGCGCCAUCAACCACGCAGCCACUGAGGAAGAGCGACGCUCCAUCGUGGCCUCUGCGGACAACUUCGGCCAGACGCCGCUGCAGCUCUUUCCGAAGGAGCCCCACCCGCCUCGCAAAGACGCCGCUAAGGUGCACACCACGCAAACGGCCAUGCUGGAGUCGCUCACAGACUUGACGACGCGGCCGUGUGUCGGGGCGCAGCUGGCGGUCCGAAAGGGAGAGCAAAUCGCCUCUGGCCUUUUCUGCGACGACACCCUCUUUCUGCUCGAUAACACGAGUGCCGUCGGGUCAGCACGACCGGCUCUGCUCUUUUCGUAUCAGCGUGAGAUGGACCGAAUCGUGUGCACCGCCUUGAGAGGGGAUCGCGUGUUGGCGACCAUCGACCAAAUUCGGGCUUCCGGCUGUGGCCCAGUCCGGUGCAUCUGCGCAUCGACUCGCGGCAGCGUCGUGUGCGUCGGCACGGAAUCGGGCCGGGUCGUGGUGUACAGCCGCGAGACAGUGCGCCACCGCUUCUUCAUCAUAGCCGUGCUCGACUCCACGAUGGACACGUGCCUGGCCGAGGCAGGUGCCGUAGCCCGUCUGGACUUGUUCGAUGAGGGGAAGCUCGUCGUGGCGUACGAAGGGGCGUCCACCGUGUCGGGGUGGCAUCUCUCCUUUCUCUCCACGACCUUCUCUUUCGCGGCGAGUCUGGCGACCACAGCAGACCGCACCCCCGUCCGGGCCAUCUCGCGGGACACGCACACAGGUCUCUACUACGCUGCGAAGACGGACUCCGUGGUGGUCUUCUCAUCCGGCGGCGUCGUUCUCGCGCAUCACCACAUGGACACGCUUCUUGUUUCUGCUGUCCCCGCGCACGCACAUCGCAUGGCCAACGCCUGCGUCACCGCACUUUUCUUUGCCAACUGUGCCUCGUUCUCCUUCUCGAAUCUGCUGCUACUCGGCCACUCAGACGGCAUGGUAUCGUUGUGGUGCGUUGUGGCUUCGCAGACCAUGGCAGAAGCGCCCGACGUUGCCCGUGCCCCUUUGUGGUCCUUUCAGUUUCGGCACGCUGUGGUCUUCGAAGCCCCUGUCACGUGCCUCGUCGCGUCGACAGAGGAGACACGUUUUAUUGUCGGACUCGCCAACGGCACUGCACAGACGAUUUCAUUCCCCUCCGUGGACAACGAAAGCUCUUAG
This is a messenger RNA of Leptomonas pyrrhocoris, 9302 nucleotides long. RefSeq lists its product as hypothetical. NCBI's taxonomy places the organism in Eukaryota, Euglenozoa, Kinetoplastea, Trypanosomatida, Trypanosomatidae. Gene Ontology annotation, molecular function: protein binding. Bases 210 to 9302 code for a protein of 3030 amino acids. The record is from RefSeq and is a predicted model, not a curated record. The transcript has a single exon.